Salmo salar (Atlantic salmon) is the source of this 3012-nucleotide messenger RNA. Its product is annotated as angiopoietin-2. The record is from RefSeq and is a predicted model, not a curated record. Gene Ontology annotation, biological process: blood coagulation. NCBI's taxonomy places the organism in Eukaryota, Metazoa, Chordata, Actinopteri, Salmoniformes, Salmonidae.
AUCGGAAUGGGAUGUGACAGAAAGGCUCUCCUUACUUUAACAUUCUCACUUAAACGCCUGUGCUUUGUCGCGGGGAGAAAAAUAUUUACCACGGUUAAGGAUAGACAUUGCAAUUCCAGACUUUACUUGAAGGAAGCUGCAUCCUGAAUAGAUGUUUGGCCAUCGGCUUGUGAAAAACACAAAUAUGGGCAUUGUUGUUUUAUCCUCUCUGCCCUCCCUGACCUGUUGAUGAAGCUCUAUCUCAGGCAAAGAUGAGGAUAUGGUGGGAAGUGUUAAAUUAGUGCAUCUGCUCCUGUGUGUGUGUGUGUAACAAGUGGAGUCUACACAUUGCUUCUUCCAGCCUAGCAGCUCUUCACGGUGACUGGCUACAGGGAUAUAGUGGGAGGGGCCUUGCCAUUACUCCCAUAGCUAGUAACCAGAGGGCCAACUGCAGCUGAAAUCAAGAGGCUGGAGGCUUAGUGAAAAAGGGGGAAACGUGCAGUCUAGGAAUGACACCAUCUACCCGGCGUACCCACUGACUGUAUCCCCUCCUCCUGCCUAUAAAAGAACCUGAAGUAUUGGACUGUGUGCACUUCGAUAUUCCAGAGGAUACCAAUACAACAAUAUUUAACCUCGAAAAACAUUCAACUGAAAAAAGGCAGUGAACCAAAAGGAGAACUUUGGGUAAAAUUUUUACAAUAACAUUUUUGUUUUAAUUCUUAUAAAUGUUUUAUGUUGGCUUAGUGGUGGUCUUGAGUGGCUGCCUGGCCCUGGGGGCAGGCUACAGGAAAACUACAGACCCAACAGCUGCUAAGAGACAGUACCAGAUCCAAAAUGGCCCGUGCAGCUACACCUUCCUGCUGCCUGAGCAGGACAACUGCAAGACCUCAAGCAGCACCUACACCAACCUGGUCCAGAAGGACGAUCCGGCAGAGUAUGAUGAGUCGGUCCAGAGGCUAGAGCAGCUGGAGAACAUCAUUGAGAACAACACACAGUGGCUCCUCAAGCUGGAGAACUACAUACAGGAAAACAUGAAACAGGAGAUGUUCCAGAUCCAGCAGAAUGCAGUGCACAACCACACGGCAGCCAUGAUAGAGUUUGGAACCAACCUGCUGAGUCAGACCGUUGAGCAAACACGGAAGCUGACUAACGUAGAGGCGCAGGUAAUAAAUCAUACAACUCGGCUCGAACGUCAGCUUCUUGAGAACUCUCUAUCAACGAGUAAGUUGGAAAAACAGCUCAUUUUCCAAACAAAUGAAAUAACCAAGCUGAAUGACAAAAACAGCUACCUGGAGAAGAGGGUGGGGGAGAUGGAGGAGCAGAGGCAGGUGGAGCUGAAGACGCUGAAGGAGGAGAAGGAGCAGCUCUCUACACUGGUACUGAGACAGACGGCUGUCAUCGAGGAGCUGGAACAACAGCUGCUGCGGGCCACCACCAACAACUCUGCCCUGCAGCGGCAGCAACAGGAGCUGCUUGAGACCGUCAACAACCUCAUCUACACAAUCUCUAUCCCCACAGGUGGAGGGAACAAGCCUACCAUGAUGCAGGACACACCAACCACAUACCCAGACUGUGCUGCGGUCUACAAGUCAGGAAACACAGACAGUGGAGUCUACUCACUGACCCUUCUCAACACUACACAGGAGAUUAAGGCUUACUGUGACAUGGAGACAGAGGGGGGUGGAUGGACAGUACUACAAAAACGAUUUGAUGGCCAUGUUGACUUUCACCGUACGUGGAAAGAGUACAAAAUGGGCUUUGGAAACCCUUCAGGUGAAUACUGGUUGGGAAAUGAGUUUGUUUCGAUACUGACCAAUCAGCACCCAUACGUCUUGAGAAUACAGAUGAUGGAUUGGGAGGAAAACGCAGGAUUCUCACUAUUUGACCAGUUCUCUCUAGGCAGUGAAGCAGAAAACUACAGAAUACACCUUAAAGGCUACAGUGGCACAGCAGGCAAAAUUAGUAGCCUUGGUCAGCCGGGAAGUGAUUUCAGCACAAAAGAUGCAGACAACGACAAAUGUGUUUGCAAAUGCUCACAACUGACAACAGGAGGCUGGUGGUUUGACGCCUGCGGCCCCUCCAACUUGAACGGAAUAUUUUUCCAGCAGGGCCAGAACUCAAAUCGAUUCAAUGGAAUCAAAUGGUACUACUGGAAAGGCUCAGGCUACUCACUGAAGUCUACCACAAUGAUGAUCAGACCAGUAGACUUCUGAGGCUGUGACAGAGACAUGCCUUUCACAGACAUGCAUAGAAUGGAGAGCAGAGCUCUGCUACUGUGGGAAACUACACAGACAAGACAGACAAACAAAAAAUACCUGACAAACAAAAAAGACCUAACAGACCGAAGUGCUCCAUAACAGCAACCUCAUCACUUCAGAACAUUCCACAAGGGAAGGAACAAUUUGCUUUGCUCCAACAAGUCAGCAAUAUUUUUUUUUUUAAAACUUUUGUACAAAAUGGACAGGUGAAGACUAGCAGAAAAAUCUAUGAACUAUCUAUACUCAGAAAUAUAUGGGCUUUGGACUGCAUAACCAACCAGGACAUGGCAGUCAAAAGAUGACCAGUUGGAAAUCUUGUAUUUAUAGCAAACUGGAACUGUGGUAUAGAUAACAGUAUUGUUUUCUAUUAAUAAGCAAUACUAGGGGAAAUGUCAGUGUGUAACACAUUGCAAGGUUGACAAAGUUAAUUUUGUAAUAACGAUAUUUCACCCCAUUAACAUUAGAUACAAUGAAUUGGAAAAUAAGUUAAAUUUGUAAUGCAAAAUAAAAAUGUAACAAUAGCCCUAAUUUUAAAAGCAAAGAAAACAAGGGUACAAAGCACAAUACGUCAUACAUAUCAAAUAUGAACAUAAUGCAAAAAGGCAAUCUGUAAUGAAUCGACGGCUUUUCUUCCUUACAGGAAUUGUACAUACUCCGUGCCUUCAGAAAGUACUCAUACCUCCCUGGUCUUUGUGGUUGAAUGUGUGUUUGAAAUUCACUGCUCAACUGAGUGUCCUUACAGAUAAUUGUAUGAAUGGGGUACAGAGAAGAUAGU